AUGGCUUGUGGUUCUAUCAAUAAUCAUAGUCAAAUUGAUGGCACGAACAAUAAUACGUCAAAGACUACAAUUAAUCGUGAUGGCGAACCUCUUAUGUUGCGUAAGAAUGAUCAAAUACAAGUCGAUACUUCAUUACUACCAAUAAAAACAGCAAGUAAAAUAUCAUUACCAUCAACAGAUGAACAAUCAAGUGAUCAACCACCUAUAUGUCGUCUAUGCCAUUCUCAAGGUACAAAUGAUGAACCGUUAAUAUCGGUGCAUGAUUGUUUGGGUACAAUACACUAUUUACAUCGAUCAUGUGCAAACAAAGCUGACGUUGAAUCAGGUGAAUUUAUAGCGUACGCAGAAACAGAACCAUUUAAACAACGGCAAAAAUUAAAUAUGAAAGCUGGUGAAAUAUGUAAAUUAGUGUGCUCUCUUGCAAGCAGUUUAAUACUUGUUCUUUGUGUUCUAUGGAGUCUUUAUGUAUUAAUUGAAAAAACAAGAGAGGAAGUUAAGACUGGAAAGCUUCAAUGGCCGUUUUGGACUAAAUUAAUCGUUAUUAUUAUUUUUCUCUUUGGAGGAUUGCUUUGUCUUUGUGUUCAAUUCAAAAUGUAUAUUAAGCAUUGUAUUCGUUGGCGUCGGCUUAAUCGACGUAUUUUAAUUCGUUCAAGACAUGAACAAGAAAAUGCUGAGGAAUUGCCUCCAAGGAUGAAAUAUUCCAAAAAGAAUCAUGAUGAUUCUAUUCUGACAAUAUCUGAUGGCAAUAAUUGA
Rotaria socialis is the source of this 753-nucleotide messenger RNA. NCBI's taxonomy places the organism in Eukaryota, Metazoa, Rotifera, Eurotatoria, Philodinida, Philodinidae. The record is from the annotation of a GenBank genome assembly.